CGCACCUCCGACAUGCCCGGAUUCCAGAGGCUACUGACUGCCGCCAUUCUGGCUCUAUGUCUUCCAAGGCCUGGAAAUGCACAGCAACGGUGCACAAAUGGCUUCGGCAUGGAUCGUACCACAGGACAAUGCUUAGAUGUGGAUGAAUGUCGGACCAUCCCUGAGGCCUGCCGCGGAGACAUGAUGUGUGUGAACCAAAACGGGGGUUACCUGUGCAUUCCCCGCACCAACCCCGUGUACCGUGGGCCCUACGGGAGUGCCGGGGCUGGCUCCUCUGCAGGCGGCUCUUCCUCCUCCUCUUCCUCUUCUUCCUUCUCCACGCCCUACUCGGGUCCCUACCCCGCUGCUGCCCCGCCGCUGCCACCCUCCAACUACCCUACCAUCUCCAGGCCCGCCAUGUGUCGCUUUGGCUACCAGAUGGACGAAGGCAGCCAGUGUGUGGAUGUGGACGAGUGUGCAACAGAUUCCCACCAAUGCAACCCCACCCAGAUCUGCAUCAACACAGAGGGCGGUUACACUUGUUCCUGCACGGAUGGCUAUUGGCUGCUGGAAGGACAGUGCUUAGACAUUGAUGAAUGUCGCUACGGCUACUGCCAGCAGCUGUGUGCAAAUGUCCCCGGGUCCUAUUCCUGUACCUGCAACCCUGGGUUCACCCUCAAUGAGGACGGGCGGUCUUGUCAAGAUGUGAACGAAUGUGAGGCUGAGAAUCCCUGCGUGCAGACCUGCGUCAAUACCUACGGCUCUUUCAUCUGCCGCUGUGAUCCAGGAUAUGAACUCGAAGAUGACGGUGUUCGUUGCAGUGAUAUGGACGAGUGCAGCUUCUCUGAGUUCCUCUGCCAGCAUGAGUGUGUUAACCAGCCUGGCACCUACUUCUGCUCCUGCCCCCCUGGCUACAUCCUGCUGGAAGACAACCGAAGCUGCCAGGACAUCAAUGAGUGUGAACACAGGAACCACACCUGCAACCUGCAGCAGACUUGCUACAACCUGCAGGGGGGCUUCAAAUGCAUUGACCCCAUUCGUUGUGAAGAGCCAUAUCUGCUUAUCAGUGAUAACCGCUGUAUGUGUCCAGCUGAGAACCCUGGCUGCAGAGACCAACCCUUUACCAUCUUGUACCGGGAUAUGGAUGUGGUGUCCACUCGCUCUGUCCCUGCUGACAUCUUCCAGAUGCAAGCCACAACCCGCUAUCCUGGGGCCUAUUACAUUUUCCAGAUUAAGUCUGGGAAUGAGGGCAGAGAGUUCUACAUGCGGCAAACAGGCCCUAUCAGCGCCACCCUGGUGAUGACACGCCCCAUCAAAGGGCCCCGGGAGAUGGAGCUGGACUUGGAAAUGAUCACCGUGAACACCGUCAUCAACUUCAGGGGUAGCUCCGUGAUCCGGCUGCGGGUAUACGUGUCACAGUACCCGUUCUGAGCUCCAGCCGUCACAUAGCUGACAGCACCUGUCAUAGCUCGCGGGGACAGGAGAGGAGCAGAGAGCCACGGGAACCGAGCCUUUCCUGCUGAAUGUUUCCCGAGGAGUCCCAGGUGGCCCAGGGCCUGGCCAGCCCAUUUUCAUGCUGACCCACCACUUGACGUCCACUUGCCCCUAGUUCCUCCAAGGAAGCCAUCAACAAAGUCUUGCCCUGGGCACCCUAGGGCGUUCAUGCCUCAUAGCCCUGGUGUCAGGCUUGUGUUCAUCUCCAAGAUGGUCCAAGCAAGUAGCUUAGCUUUGCUGGGGUGCGAGUUCCAAGGUGGGGAGGUGGCUGCUCAUCUUCCUUCAUGCCGCUUCCCUCUCUCUUGCUUUGCCGAGGCCCCCUGAGCUGGGGAGUGCUGGGCCUAGCUACUCUGCUUCUUAUCUGUCCUGAGAAAGGGGGUGGAAAGAAACCCUGGCAGGAGGGAAGGGCGUGGUUUCAAGAGUCCAUUUCAAAACUCUGGUCUUUUCAGCCAUAAAAGAAGUUUUUGUUGUCCUUAAAUCUAUAUAACUGUUUAACCUUUUCUUGUUCGUUUUUGAGUUUCUUUAAAAAAAUAAAUCAAUAAAUUUAA
This is a messenger RNA of Suncus etruscus (white-toothed pygmy shrew), 2021 nucleotides long. It is a transcript of the gene FBLN5, whose product is annotated as fibulin 5. The transcript is spliced from 11 exons. NCBI's taxonomy places the organism in Eukaryota, Metazoa, Chordata, Mammalia, Eulipotyphla, Soricidae. Bases 13 to 1410 code for a protein of 465 amino acids. Gene Ontology annotation, molecular function: calcium ion binding. The record is from RefSeq and is a predicted model, not a curated record.